UUGUAUAAUUUAUUUCCUUUUCUUCAUAUCAUUUUUAAUUUCAAAAAGAGUUCGCCUUGAGACAACAUAUUAUACCUCACAAACACUUUACCUAUUGAAACUUAUUGUUCAAUUAUCUAUAGCUAUGCUUAAGGGUUCUUUCGCGAUGAUGGUUCAUACAACUGGGUCAUAGGUCGAUGUAUCAUCCACACUCUCCGCACAAGAGGAUUGUCGUUAAAAUAAUGAAUCAAUCCUGCAGAUUAUAUACUCAUUAUUUCUUCGACUCGCAGUUAUAACUGUCUUCUCAACUGUGCGCGCUAUCUGCUCUUAUCUGAACGAAUGGAAACGUCUUAACAAUAAUAAGCUGCCUCUCUCGAUACCAAGUUUUGUGGAACGUCUAGGUUGCUACGUAAUCAUCGUUUCUGAUAACGAGAAAUUGAGCUUUCGAGUUUUCAGUAUGUUCUCGAUCGGUACUGUAUGUGCAGUGCCACGUUUUGUGAUCGAAUACGAAGUCUCACGAAUAUCGCGACUGAACACGAAAGAUUCGCACUUGUAUAUCAGCGGCGCGACGUGAACGCGAAUUCUUGCAAGUUAUUGUACUCAGACAACACAAACAGAAACGUUAACUUUUUACUUCUGGAAAAGUCGUAGAAAAUCGAUCGACAUGGCACCCGGUACCGUGAUCGCUGCCUUCUCAGUCCUCAAAAAUCACGUCAAAUUCAAAGUUAAUCAAAAUUUCAUAGCCAUUGACAAUAUCGUUUUCAGAUUACAUUACAGAGUUACGUUUCUGUUGCUUCUUGUUGCGUCUAUUCUAGUCACCUCCAGACAAUUUAUUGGAGAACAUAUAAGGUGCAUCGCCGACAGUGGUGUAUCAUCACAGGUUAUCGAGACAUUUUGCUUUUUCAUGUCCACAUACACCGUAGUGAAGCAUCUGAAUGCUACCGCGGUAGAACAGGGCGAAUUACCACAUCCUGGCAUUGGACCAGCUGCCAAAAACGACCCUGUCAUACACCAUGCUUAUUAUCAAUGGGUGCCCUUUAUUCUGUUCUUCCAGGCACUCCUCUUUUACUUGCCGCACUACCUAUGGCGAAAAACAGAAGGCGGCCGAUUAAGUAUGCUGGUAUCAGGAUUACACAUGGCAUCUUUGUCAUUAAACGAAACGGAGAUUCAGGUGAACGAUCAGAUGAAGGUGCCAUCGAAAAAAGAACGCGAUGAGAAGAUACAACAGAUUCGCAUUGGCUUCAUAAAUCGCCUGCACUUGAAUCGUCCAUGGGCAUACAGUCUGACUCUUUGCGAGAUUAUGAAUUUCAUAAACGUGAUCAUGCAAAUUUACUUGACCGACUGGUUCCUCGGAGGUGCUUUCCUCGGUCUUGGUGAAGCGGUCUCGGAGCCUCCGUCUAAAGAGAAAAUAAAUCCACUCGAUGUAAUAUUCCCAAAGGUAACUAAAUGUAUUUUUCAUAAGUACGGUCCUUCUGGUACCAUACAAAAGCACGACGCAUUGUGUGUGAUGGCACUGAACAUCGUUAACGAAAAGAUCUAUACGGUCCUUUGGUUCUGGUUCGUCGUGUUGGCGGUGCUAACCGGUUUGGGAUUGAUUUGGAGAAUACUAACUAUGGUCCUACACGCAAGAAGUACAUCAUUCAACAGGUUUGUGUUUUCCAUGGCAUGCCCUGGAAAGUAUAAUCCAUGGAACGUACUCAAGGUCACUCAUGAGUACUAUUUCGGCGAUUGGCUGUUUCUCUAUUACAUAGCGAAAAAUCUGGACAACUAUGUAUUCAAAGAACUCCUUCAGAGUUUGGCGGAGGAAUUGGAGAAUAAACAUCACGCUCGUUUUAAAAUUUUACCGUCAGAAGUGGAGCAGGGAUUGUUGAACGAGCAAUGGGGAGAUACUCUUAAAUUUUCCAAUGAGAACGAAAAAAUAAAAUAGCUCUUAAAUAAUUAUCUAUAAAUAGACGAUCAAGAAUGAGAUUAAUGACAUGGACAAAUGGAUCAAUAAUUAUUUACUUAAAUCCAUACUGUCUUGAUUUUGACGAAAUUUCAAACUGAAACACAUAGUUUUAAUACUUUAUUAAUUACGUAACUAUAUUAAUAUAUAUUAAUUACGUAAAUAUAAAGAGUUCCUACGAAAACAUUGACGUAAAGUCAACAGAUAUAAUAUAUUGGAUAAAUCUGCUACAAUUGUAUGUGAUUUAUAAUAAUGCGACGAUCGUUGAAUUGUUAAAGUUUACGCCAUUCGAGAUCGCUAUCUCGCGUGAAAAAAUGUGGACUGUUUGAAACGGAUAGCAAGAAGAAUAUAUUGUGCAUCUAUAUGGACAACAAUCGCGUGCAUUCACACGCGUAUUAUAACACUGCCAAAUUGCCUCUUUACGUAUAAAUAUAUAAUACUUUAGCUGCGAUUUACUACGAUUGUUGAAUAAUGCGCGUCUCGCGUGCAGCUCGUCGCAGCCUCGCAUAGUCACAUUUGUAGCCACGCACGACAUAACUGCUCAGUCGAAUGUCUUUUAACUAUCUCGUAGGAUUCGUGUGUACGUUACGUGCGAUCGUAUGUCGAGCAUAUGCGCAUACAAGCGGUAUAUGCGGUAAAUACAUCCGUACGUUGCACCGACUCGAUAAAUGGAUCCGACAAUAAUUCGAAUCGUUAAGUCGUUAAGGUCUCUGAUUGGAAUUAUGCCAUGGCCUAGUAUCGAACAAUCGAGCAUUCGAUACAUUUAGCUUUUACAACUAAAGAAUUAUUACUCGCGUAUCUUUUAUCGGUCGUUCGAAAAUAUCGACUUGAUAAAAGAUCUGCAUUUAUUUCAUAUUCAUAAUUUUCCUCUGAUAGCUUCGAUUUAGUUUCACGUGAGAGAUCAUUAUCGAUUUUAAAUCUAUUGUAGUUUUAGAUUUAGCGUUUAUAUGAAAACCACAUGUUUUGUUAAAUCAUUGUA
Messenger RNA from Acromyrmex echinatior (Panamanian leafcutter ant), 2903 nucleotides. It is a transcript of the gene Inx7, whose product is annotated as innexin 7. Gene Ontology annotation, molecular function: gap junction channel activity. Lineage: Eukaryota; Metazoa; Arthropoda; Insecta; Hymenoptera; Formicidae. Gene Ontology annotation, cellular component: gap junction; plasma membrane. The record is from RefSeq and is a predicted model, not a curated record. Gene Ontology annotation, biological process: phototransduction.